AUGGAUUUCGCUGCUCUCAUGUCCAAGGAGAUCUCCAAGGCCAAAGCUCCCAAUGCCACCAAGUCUUCUAGCGGAGAAGAAGGUCAAGGAUCACCCGCAGAGCCAACAAAGAAAUACCUGCGCCGAGGAGAAAUUGAAGCUGCGCGCAUCGCGGCCUACAACGAGGAGCAGGAACGGUUACAGAAGGAGCGUGAAGAUCGCUUGGCUAACAAGCGCAAGUUCGAGGAAGAAGAGGCAAAUCGUCGACGGGAACGCGAAGAGAAAAAGCGCAGGCUCGCCGAAGAAUCGAGGAAGAAGAGAGAGGAGGAAGAGGAGGCACAGGAGCGUGAACGGCGACAGAGACUCGGUCUUCCCGAACUGCCCUCAAAGAGUGGCGACAAUACCCCGGAUCCCGAAAGCCAGCAGGAAGAAGACAUUGAGGAAGACGAGCUCAUCGAGAAGCUUAGAGGGCUUGAUGAGCCGGCGCGACUGUUUGGAGAGAACCAUCGCUCUCGACUUCGACGAUAUCGUCGCCUGGUUCAGCGCGCCGCUACGCAGCAGAAAAUGACAGAUGGACCAAUCCCUACGAACUUGGAACCUGUUCCUGGUGGGGAGAUGAUCAUUCCGGCCAAGAUACCCAAGGAGCCCGAGGGACGUCUAUUUCUGCUUCGUCAGCUGGCAUCCUAUUUCAACAUGGUUUUGUCGGAAUGGGAGCUUGCUCUCGCCAAGCGCGAUGUAACUGUUCGACAAAGUUUCCAAGGAAAACAAGCAUACAAUGCUAUGCUGCAGUCUCGAGAAAACAUGAAGCCGCUGUACCGCCGACUUGAAAAGGCGGACUUGGAGGAUGGGCUUCUAGAGCCGAUCGUGGAGAUUGUCCAUAAAGCACAGCAACGGAAAUACGUCGAUGCUAAUGACGCAUAUCUCCGUGUGAGCAUUGGAAAAGCUGCAUGGCCCAUUGGUGUGACCAUGGUUGGUAUUCACGAGCGCUCUGCGCGUGAAAAGCUACACCAGAGUGACCAGCAGGCACAUAUUCUGAGUGACGAAGCAACACGCAAGUACUUGCAGAGUAUCAAGCGGUGCUUGAGCUUUGCACAAGUUCGCUGGCCCCCCGAGGAUCAGCUCCAGAUCAUGGGUUAG
This is a messenger RNA of Penicillium maclennaniae, 1116 nucleotides long. Its product is annotated as mRNA splicing protein PRP18. The coding region runs from base 1 to 1116 and encodes 371 amino acids. Gene Ontology annotation, cellular component: U5 snRNP; U2-type post-spliceosomal complex; U4/U6 x U5 tri-snRNP complex. The record is from RefSeq and is a predicted model, not a curated record. The transcript has 2 exons. Gene Ontology annotation, biological process: generation of catalytic spliceosome for second transesterification step; RNA splicing. NCBI's taxonomy places the organism in Eukaryota, Fungi, Ascomycota, Eurotiomycetes, Eurotiales, Aspergillaceae.